Molecule: messenger RNA, 922 nt
Organism: Corticium candelabrum
Lineage: Eukaryota; Metazoa; Porifera; Homoscleromorpha; Homosclerophorida; Plakinidae
Exons: 1
Coding region: 35-802 (255 amino acids)
Source: RefSeq, a predicted model, not a curated record
ACACCUCCCACACAAGCAUCAGUCGAACACCAGAAUGGGAAUACCGAUGAGCAAACGAAGAACAUCACAGCCGCGUGUCAUCAAAGUCAACCCUGUUAGCCCGGUUCAAGUUGACUCGGUUCCUCAACAAAGGCAUCGGCACUCAGUCUCAAUAUGUUACACGUCUCCGCCUCCGUCGAGAUCAACUCAGAGAACACAGUCGGGCAACUUCGUUCCCGGACCAAACGGUGUGCUACCGGACAAAGAGUUUCUCGUCACUUUCUUUCAUUCCUACGAGGAACGAGAAAGUUUGACGUCACUCGACCGAUGCCUACUCUCGGAGAGUCUCCACACAAGCAAGAGACCAAAGCAGAUCCAAUGGCUCAUCAAACCGGUCGACAACAACAACAAAAACAAUAACAACAACAACCGACACAAUAGUGACUCGUUUUCCGUCGUAAAGCUGACGACCGUGGGACACUCGUUUCAUCGCGUCGUCGGACGAGAAGAGGCGAGCAGCGUCGAGGUAUCACUAGACCAGCGAUCUGGAGUGACACGUGCCAAAAUGACGGUCACAUUCGACGACAAAGACAAGGGAAAGGUAGCAUGCAAGCUCGUACUGCAGAUCGACAUUCCUAGAGAGGACGCCGAACAAGGUUGGAUACUCACCGGGAAGAUGUACCAGGACAGCGGGCGCAGUUGGCAAGCUUACGUUGCGAAGGCGAAACUGAUGAUUAACAGUACGAAAGAGGUGAAGAAAGCAAGUCUUCGAGAGCCCAUCAUUGAAGAAGAACGCACUCCGCGACGCAUUUCCGUCAAGUGACGUUUUCAGACUCGUGACUAUAUAUUAUCGUAUACUCUUUCUUUGUCUGUAUUGGACACUCUCUAGACUGACUAUUAAUUCACCGAGGGGAAACAAUAAGAAUGAAUGUACAUCCUAGAG